This is a messenger RNA of Osmerus eperlanus (European smelt), 1023 nucleotides long. RefSeq names its product bolA family member 3 (gene bola3). Bases 114 to 431 code for a protein of 105 amino acids. The record is from RefSeq and is a predicted model, not a curated record. The transcript is spliced from 4 exons. Gene Ontology annotation, cellular component: mitochondrial matrix. Lineage: Eukaryota; Metazoa; Chordata; Actinopteri; Osmeriformes; Osmeridae.
ACUAGCGUCAUAUUGUUUAUACUCAGGGCAUGACUUCUCGGGAAAGCUAAGCAAUUGUCAGACCUUAGUCUUUCAGACGUGUCUUAUCCCAGUUGCAGGACCUAGUCGUAAAUAUGAAGUCCAUCUCAAGAUUUAUUCGACAAAAUCAAAAUAUAUUCAUAACCAAACAGCUGCGGAGGAACCUCUCCUCACAGACCGAGGGUGAGGUACGGAUCGUACAAAGACUGAAAGAAAAGUUUCCAUCAGCCUCAUCUCUUAAAGUUGUGGAUAUAUCAGGUGGAUGUGGUGCAAUGUAUGAAAUCCAUAUAGAAUCCAACGAGUUUAAAGGGAAGAGAACAGUACAACAACACCAACUAGUCAACCAGGCACUGAAGGAUGAAAUCCAAGGAAUGCAUGGGCUACGAAUAUUUACAGAGGUUCCGCAAGACUAAAUCCAAACCCUGUCAUGGAUCAUUUUUUAUGUUAUUUUGGUUGUAUGUUCAUUGGAUGAACUUAAAUACACUGAUCAAAUAAUAACUAUACCAUCCUUACAUGUAGCCUACUGUAUCUGCAGACAGCAGUACUCUGUCUAGAGUAGAAUGAUUAUGAUGAGCUGUGACACGCGUGAAUGUAAAACUCAUAAAUAAUCCAUAAUUUCAGAAGUUGGACAGGAAACUUGUGAAAUCCAUGUGAGAGUGUGAUUGUCUUCUCAAUGCCUGCCAAGAGAACUACAAUGGAAAACGUCAGACUCACAAGGAUAUGGAUUCAUUAGUCAAAUAUUUCACAAUUUGGGGGACUCCACCUGUAGCGUAAACAGUUAUACCUUAACAGGAUGUAAUUGUGGAGUGAUUCUACUAAACAGUAGAUAUACAGUAAAACUGCAAUGCAACUUCUAUGCAAAGUGAAUCGUGCUGUUCGUUUUUUUUGCGUAAUGUUGUAGUUGUUCAUUCAAAGUGUACAAACUACCACAUUCCAUGCCUCUGUUUAUCUUUCUGUCAUGCCUCCUUGUAAACCAAAAUUACUAGUAAAUAUUCUCUAAACAUU